This is a messenger RNA of Plasmodium reichenowi, 327 nucleotides long. Its product is annotated as 60S ribosomal protein L30e, putative. Bases 1 to 327 code for a protein of 108 amino acids. NCBI's taxonomy places the organism in Eukaryota, Apicomplexa, Aconoidasida, Haemosporida, Plasmodiidae. Gene Ontology annotation, cellular component: cytosolic large ribosomal subunit. The transcript has 2 exons. The record is from RefSeq and is a predicted model, not a curated record. Gene Ontology annotation, molecular function: structural constituent of ribosome; RNA binding.
AUGGCAAAAAAAUCAAAAAAGAGCGCGGGAGAUAAUAUUAACGCCAAAUUACAACUUGUUAUGAAAUCUGGGAAAUAUCAAUUUGGAAGAAAAUCAUGUUUAAAGGCUUUAAGAACAGGAAAAGGCAAACUUGUUAUUGUAAGUAGUAACUGCCCAUCCAUACAAAGAAGUGUAAUUGAAUAUUAUGCUAUGCUUUCAAAAUGUGGAGUUCAUGAUUACCAUGGUGAUAACAACGAUUUAGGUACUGCUUGUGGUAAAUUAUUCCGUAUAAGUUGUUUAGUUAUAACAGAUGUUGGAGAUUCUGAUAUUAUAAAGACCAAUGAAUAA